Molecule: messenger RNA, 4418 nt
Organism: Lasiosphaeria miniovina
Lineage: Eukaryota; Fungi; Ascomycota; Sordariomycetes; Sordariales; Lasiosphaeriaceae
Exons: 2
Coding region: 226-4371 (1381 amino acids)
Source: RefSeq, a predicted model, not a curated record
GCCAACGACCUGCCAACGACCUGCCAACGACCUGCCAACGACCUACCACCCCCGGCCCAUGGGUACAUGCCGACAUAUGCCUGACGACCUGGAGAGCCGCCGAGGAGACGUCUUGUAACUAAGAGCGAGAUGCCAAGUUUUGGCCGGAGAAAAUAGCAAAAAUACCAAAAAACACCAAAGAUCUCAGCAACUCGCUGCACCCCGGACCAGGUCGGAAUUUCGAUAAUGGCUGAAGAAAAAUUCCCCCCGGCCACGGCCAAGGCCACUGUCGUCGUGCCCAUGGCACUGCAGGCGUUUAUCGUCUCGGGAGACUUCAGCAGCAGCGCGUACCAGGUUGCACCGCUCGUGCUGCCCGACUUUGCAGCGCUACGAUCGCGUCAAGGGGAGAUCGGCCACGACCUCAUGGACCAGCUGGACAUGUCUUAUUGGCGGUUGCAGGCUCGCUACAGCCCGCGCUUCGUCGACGUCCGAACCGGGCGCGUGCGGGAUGACCGGACCGGAGUCUACCUCAGCUGGUGCCUUCCGCGGCUAUACCGGACCGGCACCACUAAGACCAAGGGCGUAACCGUAACAGAGGACGCCAAGAAAGCCCACGACGAGAACCGCGUGCGAUCCGGGUUCAACAGAGCCACACUUGAAGAAGGCGACGUAUACUUUCGGCCAGUUCCCGACCGCUGGGUCAUCGCGAGGAAGAGCCGUACCCAGAACCCUCCCAACAUGGUGUGGAUUGUCGAGAGCAACCGCGUCCGGACUCUGGACGACGCGGACUUCACGGCCGGAGGAGCGGACAUUGACGUAUCUACGUCGCCCGGCAUGGACCCAGGCCAGCCACUCGACGUCCAGCAUAAACUCUUCAUUGGUCGGUCGGCCAAACUCGACGCCAGUUUCAGGAGCGGCCCCGAGCAGUCAUAUCUGAAAAAGCUCAACGUAAUGGAGAACGGCCACGAAUUCUUCGCCGACUACCAGCCGCACAAUAUGGGGGUGUUUUCCUUUUUCGACAACCUGGACGGCGCGCAAGACGUCACGGUAGACUACACCGUGGUCGGCUUCCACUCCCGCGUGGCUGACGACCCCCUGGCUGUGUCCGGGACCCCUCCGGCCGGCCUCACGUAUGCCCAGCUGCUCUAUAACAUGUCACUCGUGCCCGACUCGGGCAGCGCUGCCGACUUCCUGGGGGCGCCCGUCGGGAAGCAGGGCCGAACGCUGACGCACGGCUUGCUGAGGGAGGUGCGUUUCCGGCCCAACAGCAGUUUCCUUCACGCGCCGUCGGUCGAGCUGCAGGAUCUGGUCUACAAUCACCAACCCAUCGCCGUCGGCCUGCACACGCUGGACGCACUAGCAGCCUUCUUGCACGUCAGCAUCGGCCACGACGACGAGGACGACAGCGCGGCGGCGGCGGCACACACGAUGCUCGCCCAGCUGGUCAUGUUGAUCGCGCGGGACGACGAUGUCGACUCACAGCGCCGGGCGGCCGACGAGACGGCCAUGUAUGGGUGGGUCGCACUGCGGCCGGGCACGGUGUGGCAGCUACCCAAGAGCGGCGACAAGGCAGAGGGCGGGGGCGCAUCGUCAAAGCCGCCGGACGACCAGGUGGCGGCGCUGGCGAGUCUCAACGAAGCCCAGUUGCGGGUCGACACUUGCCACCGGGAGCUGUCGCAGCUGGUCCAGGAUCUAUUUGGGGCCUGGUGGAAUGCCGUUGGCCUGCGCAAGUUUCCCAACGUGCACAAAAAGCGGUGCGAAGAUGUGCAGAAGGCAGCCAAGGAGAUCAAGCAGAGAAUGGAGGUGCUCAACCCAGCAGCCGGCCUGGCGCAGAAAGCCAUCGAUGGCACCUUCAAGCCGGCGCUGGAGAAACUUCUGGGCGCCACAAAGACACUAGUAGCCUCGACGGCGCGCGCCCACGGCCGCCAUCAAGACCCAACGCUUCUGUUCGCCGGCGCCGAGUCGGGGUGGCCCAAAGGCUUUGCUGAUCCGCUCACGGUGCGGCUUGCGUCUGACAUUGCGCCGUCCUCCGAAGACGGCUCUUUCGAUGCCACCAUGAGGCUUCUUGAUGGUGCCUCGGAAUGUGUUUCGGAUCCCCUGAAGCGCCUGAUGCGGGAGUUUGUCGAGUUUGAUCCGGCGAGGCGCGCCUCCUGGACGCGGAACCCGUACGCAGACAUGGAGAGCAUGAGAGACAGGCAGGGAUGGUUCCCGCUCUUCAUGGAGUGGGAAGUGGAAUACUACCACAUCCCUUUCUCGAUGUGGGAAUUCCGUCCCGUGGCCGCAACGGGCCGAUGGCGCUACGUUAUCCCCCCUGAUAAGGAGCUGGCCAAGGUCGAGCCCAAUGUCGAGCCCAAGGUGGGUGCGGAUUGCCGCACGCUCUCGGGGCGAACCGCCAUUGCACCUGAGGCGGCUCUAACACUCCGGGCGCGGCUCAGGCAGUUUUUCGACCAGAACAAGGAUAACCAGACCAAGGAAGGCCAGACCAAGGAUAACCAAACCAAGGAAGGCCAGACCAAGGAUAACCAAACCAAGGACGGCCAGGCCAAGGACGGCCAGACUAAGGACGGCCAGACCAAGGACGGCCAGACCAAGGACGGCCAGAGCAAAGAUGGCCAGACCAAGGACGGCCAGAGCAAAGAUGGCCAGAAUAGGGAUGCCGAUAUCCAGCUGAAGCGCGAGGCAGUGUUACAGGCGGCAGCGGCGCUCGAAUACUUCUCGUCGCCACUCGUCGGAUUCACCGACCACCUCCUCACGCUGCGCCGUGGACACCUUCCCCAGCCGUUGGCAGACGAUACGGAGAUCUGCUCGACCCUGAAGAUCUCGCAAGAUCUGAUGAAUGUGCUUGCAACAACGGCCCACGAACUGGCCCCCUACGGGGCGACAACACCGUUACCACCCCACUACACGUCAUUCAGCCCUUUCAAGCCUGUCACGCACGGCCAAUUCCGGUUCACAAAAUUGGCCAUCGUCGACAAGUUCGGCCAGGUCGUGUCGGGCAUCCAGCCCGGGGAAAAUGACGGACCCGGCUCGAUGCUGUACCCCUGUGUGUCUCCAGGCUUAUCAUGUGGUGUGGUCGAGGGCCACGACAGCGACAAGAACUACAUGCCUAACACAGCGAUCAAGGCUGAUAAGGAGCCCAACAUCUGCCAGUUCGUGCAGGUGCCCCCGCGCAUCAACCAAGAAGCACGGCUGAAUGCGCGCUUCCUGAUGCCUACGGACACGGACGACGCAUCGGCUCCGCGCCGCUCCGUGGGCGACUGGGACAAUCCCAUCUGGGCCUGGCUGGUGGUCAACUUCCAGAACGAGUCGGUUCAGUUGUACAAUGGCGACGGCGAGUUUGCCCUCGAGAUCGUCCUAGACGACAACAACAGCAAAGUUCACGACUCUCUCGGGCCCAGCCCGCCACACGCGCCGAUGAUCACGGGCCGUCUGGCCACGCUGCUGGCUGCGCUGCGCGGCAGCUACGCCCUAGCGCGCGCCCUGUACGAGACGCUGGCCGCCGCCGCCGACAGCGUGCGCUCGUCGAGCGCCGACGCCCAGAGUAUGCCGCCGGCCGCCUUCGGCAAGCCCUUUUGCGUCGCCGACAUUGGCCUCUCCAUCGAGCUGGCGGCGCCCGCGCGGCAGGAUACCUCGCUGCUGACAGCGCCCUCGUCGCGCCACGAGCCACUGUUGACAGCGCCCUUGUCGCCUCACGAGCCGUUGUUGACAGCGCCUCCAUCGCUCCGCGAGCCGGAGAUCGACCCCGAGAAGACGUACAAGUUCUCCGUGGCGCUGGGCAACCCCGGCGCCGCCUUUGACGGUCUCGUGGCGACGUUCGCGGCCGAGGGACCCAUCACUGCCGUGGAGACGGCCUACGAUACCAAAUCAGCCAAGUCGUCGUCACCGGCGGCAAAGCAGAGCAAGCCGCUGAAGUUGACCGCAUAUUUCCUACCCGGCGACACGCCCGGCCUCGCCGCGGCGCACGACGCGCGGCUCCACCCCCUCGGCAUCAUCUUCGACGCCGCGUGCCCCGUCCACGUCUACUCGGGCAGCCUGUUCCCACUGCUGCAGGUCAGCCCGCCGGCCUGGCGCGUCGACACCGCCAUGCGCCACAUGCAGGCCUUCUUCGCGGCAGGGCCCACGCUCGUGCCGACCAAGCCAGAGCCAAUGGUGCACACGCAGCAGCAGCAGCAGUUGGAACCAACGGUGAAGAUGCCGCUCUCUGCGGCGGCGGGGGGCGGCCAGUGGAGCUGGCUGCAGCCGCGGCUGGAUGGCGGGAACACAGUUUGGGAUUCGGCGCAGAUUAAGCCGCUGGAUACCAAGCUGCAGGUCGAGGCAGCCGCGGCGAGCGAGUUAGUGGAGGGCUUUGUGCUAGUUGAGCCUGCCACUAAGGGCAGUAAUAAGCAGAAGUGACAAGGCUAGCAUUAGGAUGCGGCCUAGCACUUUGACGGACCUAGCAC